Molecule: messenger RNA, 2370 nt
Organism: Haliotis rubra (blacklip abalone)
Lineage: Eukaryota; Metazoa; Mollusca; Gastropoda; Lepetellida; Haliotidae
Product: sushi, von Willebrand factor type A, EGF and pentraxin domain-containing protein 1-like
Exons: 12
Coding region: 108-2327 (739 amino acids)
Source: RefSeq, a predicted model, not a curated record
UAUUGAUUUUGUCUACGUUGUUUCCCCAUGGGACAUCAGUGGGCGACUGAUACAAACUUGGCAUCGUAAAAGACGCAGCUCAAGUCGACAGGGGCACUGCAUGAGACAUGAUGGAAGCUCUACAACUAUUAUCCACAUGCCUUAUCCUACCUAUCUGGCUUUGUCGAACCGACGGAAAUGACUGGUUACAGAUCUCUGAUGUCAUCCAUUCUUCUCUUGAAGGACCUCCAGUAUGGACCGCUAAAGUUAUGAACAAAUUCCAAUGUGAAAGUCUUUGUGUCAAACUGAAGUCAUGCAGUUCAGCAAGUUAUGAUCCACAGAGACGAGUGUGCCAAACAGUAGGUUCAUCAACGAAAUCCUCCCAGUAUACGCAUGGACUAAUCCACCUGAAGGAGCCCAGGCUGUUUCCUCAACACAGCCCUUGUGCAUCGUAUCCCUGUCCUCAACAGACUGUUUGCGCUGUCGUUACACCUCCUUCUGGAUACAGGUGUCUUGGUAUCGUUCCAGAAGCAGAAUGCUCUACUCCGGACGCCCUCGAAAACGGAAACUUUACUUAUACGGACACAAAAUUUAACUCGGUCCUCAUCUACAACUGUGACGUCGGUUACAACUUCAGCGGCAACAGCAACAUCGCAGUAUGCGGCGCUCUUGGACAGUGGAGGGGCUUCAGCGGAAAAUGCCAAAUAAUUGAUUGUGAUGAACCUGCCCAUCUCCUGCAUGGCAAUCGAUCCUUCAACCUCACAACGUACGGUGAAAACGCCAUCUUCUUCUGCAACACUGGGUACAACUUCAGCAGCAGCGACAACGUUGCCACGUGUGGUAGUAGUGGAGUGUGGGAAGGUGUCAGUGGCCAAUGUGAAAAAAUUACCUGUUCUGCACCAGUCGCGCUCCCCAAGGCCAACCAUUUCUUCAACAACAGCACCUACGGCGCGGUGGUGGCAUACAACUGCAGCACCGGCUACAACUUCACAGGAGAGAGCAACAGAGCGACAUGUUCAGCCUCGGGGAGAUGGGAGGGGUUAGAUGGACAGUGCAAUCUCAUCGACUGCGGUUCGGCAACUAGUCUCAACAACAGCAGCAGUACGUUUACAACAACGACGUACGGGUCAGUUGCCGUCUACACCUGCAACAUCGGCUACAACUUCUCCGGUAACAGCAACAGAGCGUCUUGUAAUGUCGAUGGCACCUGGAAUGGCGUUGAUGGAAUCUGUCAAAUUGUUGAUUGCGGCGUCCCCGGCGAAGUCGCUGACGGCAACGUGACCUACGACGAGUCCACGUAUGGUUCCAUAGCCGUGUACACUUGCAACGUUGGCUUCAACUACACCGGCAUCAGAGAGGGCGCCACCUGCGACCACACCGGCCUGUGGCAGGGCCGCGGGACAUGUCAACUCAUCGACUGCGGUCCGCCUACAAGUCUCAACAACAGCAGCAGUACGUUUACCACAACGACGUACGGGUCAGUUGCCGUCUACACCUGCAACAUCGGCUACAACUUCUCCGGUAACAGGAACAGAGCGUCUUGUAAUGUCGAUGGGACCUGGAAUGGCGUUGAUGGAAUCUGUCAAAUUGUUGAUUGCGGCGUCCCCGGCGAAGUCGCUGACGGCAACGUGACCUACGACGAGUCCACGUAUGGUUCCAUAGCCGUGUACACUUGCAACGUUGGCUUCAACUACACCGGCAUCAGAGAGGGCGCCACCUGCGACCACACCGGCCUGUGGCAGGGCCGCGGGACAUGUCAACUUGUAGAUUGUGGCGCACCUCCUGUUGUGGAGAACGCCAACGCCACCUACACCACAACGACAUUCACAGCCAACGUCACAUACGGAUGUCACACAGACUACGUCUUCACGGGGACGACGUUGGACUUGGCAUGUACCCAGACGGGGGUUUGGAUAGGAAUGGACGGACUUUGUGUAGAAUACUUUGUAAAUAUUGCGGCUGACAAACAUGCUACACAACUGAGUACCUACGGAUCAGCCACUGCCGACAAGGCGCUGUCAGGCAAAUGCGCUGAUGGAAACUACGUUAACAAGCCAUGGUGGAAAGUGGAUUUGGGCAGCGACUAUAAGAUUGACCAUCUAAGAGCUAAGCUGAGAGGCGAUUGUUGUGCAAGCCGAAUGACGACCUUGACCAAUGAGGUACAAUCAUCCAAUGGGGCGUCAACAACAACGUGCCCGAGGUCUUCCGGAUCCAUCACUGCUGGCAGCGUUUUGACGUAUAACUGUGCGGGGAAGGGCAGUUUUCGUUAUGUGACGUUCAAACUGACGGUGACUUCCGCUAUGACGCUGUGUGAUGUCAGAGUGUAUAUCAUAAACCCAUUACUCUGAGUAAAUGUUGACAUCGCAUUAAAUUGAAUCAAUAGCAAACAUA